Molecule: messenger RNA, 1186 nt
Organism: Magnolia sinica
Lineage: Eukaryota; Viridiplantae; Streptophyta; Magnoliopsida; Magnoliales; Magnoliaceae
Exons: 3
Coding region: 126-815 (229 amino acids)
Source: RefSeq, a predicted model, not a curated record
UUCUCCUUUCCCUUUUCCUUUUCUCUUCUUCUCUUCUCCUCCUUUAAAGCUGCCUUCUAUCUCUCUCUCUCUCUCUCAACUUCCCCUUUAAAGCUGGCUUCUCUCCUACCAGACCCAUCUCAAAGAUGGGUCGGACCAGCCCACGACUGCCCAGCUUUUGCCUGAACCGGAUCGUGACCCGGGUCCGAGUCCGCUCCCCUCCAGUCGAGCCCAAGCGCAUCUCGAACGCCGUUAGAACGGACAGGGUCGCUGAAUAUCUGAGCAAUGGUGAUAAACCAUCCAACGAUGGGGUGAAGCCAGGGUCCAUACACGGUAGAAGGAUCAUGAUCGUUGUUGAUUCGGGCCCACAAGCCAAGGGUGCAUUGCAGUGGGCCCUAUCUCACACCGUUCAAAACCAAGACACUAUAGUUUUACUCUAUGUGACCAAGCCUUUUAAACAAGCUGAAGAGAGCAUGAAGGGGAUGAAUGCAAGAGGUUACGAGCUUCUUUCUGCUAUGAAGAGUAUGUGUCAGAUGAAAAAACCUGAGGUGCAAGUUGAGGUUGCAUUGGUGGGAGGCAAGGAGAAGGGGCCCACCAUAGUAGAAGAGGCAAAAAAGCAAAGGAUCUCUCUUCUUGUACUGGGCCAGAGGAAGAGAUCGACGACGUGGAGGCUUCUGAUGACGUGGGCAGGCAAUAGGAUAGGAGGCGGCGGCGUCGUUGAAUACUGUAUCAGCAAUGCAGAUUGCAUGACACUGGCAGUGAGAAGGAAGAGCAGAAAAGUCGGUGGGUAUUUGAUUACCACAAAGCGUCAUAAGGAUUUUUGGCUGUUGGCUUGAUGAUGGUGGGCCAUGAUUUUCUAACUCGGUUGAGUUGACUCGGUCGAGUCAGAUCCAUUUUGGUGUCAUGAGUCGGAAUUGAAAAUAUGAGUUGACUCAGGAGAAGAGGCGAGUCGGUCCGAGUGGGCGAGUCUUGUAUUCAUGGGUGGGGUGGGCCAUGGAAGGUGUGUGAUCAUAGCGGUUGGAUGAUGUGGGUGUUGGUGUGUGUUUGUAAAUAAAAAAAGAUGUGAAAAGGUUCAAAAGAAUAUUUAAGGAUGGAUGGAAAGUGUGGAGUGUAAUUAUUUGGGUCAUUUGGAAUGGUUGGCGGGGCCACUUUUGGCUCUUUUUUUUUUUGGUGGGUCAUUGGAUGCUUGAUGGUAUAAAAAAUUGCA